Sparassis crispa is the source of this 1791-nucleotide messenger RNA. RefSeq lists its product with no specific name. Gene Ontology annotation, molecular function: syntaxin binding. The record is from RefSeq and is a predicted model, not a curated record. The coding region runs from base 1 to 1791 and encodes 596 amino acids. The transcript has 12 exons. Gene Ontology annotation, cellular component: GARP complex. Gene Ontology annotation, biological process: Golgi to vacuole transport; endocytic recycling; retrograde transport, endosome to Golgi. Lineage: Eukaryota; Fungi; Basidiomycota; Agaricomycetes; Polyporales; Sparassidaceae.
AUGUCGUCGGAUGUUUAUCACUGCAUACCCUCCAACUCACACCCAACCCACGGACAUGAUCAUCAACCAUCCUACCGAGGACGUGCUCAAGAAUUCGUAGAACUGCAUGACCAAGUCCAAAAUAGCGUGAACUUGCUUGACUCGCUAGAAACCUUCCUGUCUACUUUUCAGAAGGACUUGUCUGCAGUGUCCGGUCAAAUAUCUAACCUUCAGGACCGCAGUAAAGACAUUGAGAACAGGCUGAAGAGUCGCAGGAAAAUUGAGAAGCCACUGUCAAGCCUGCUCGUGGAUCUAUGUAUUUCUCCGCAACUGGCGACGCUGAUAUUGGACACCAAUGUUGGCGAACCUUGGAUAUCGGCUAUUGGUGACUUCGAGAACAAGCUGGAAGCAUUGAAAGCUAGGGCAAGGGUGAAGGCAGCGAGGGACCUAGCUGAAGUGGCAGAGGGCUUGCGGAUCGUGGCAGCGACUAAGCUACGCGGCUUUUUCCUCGCUCUGCUGCACCCAGUACGGACAAGUAUGACAACGAAUAUGCAGGUCAUCCAAACUUCUGUGUUCCUUAAAUACAGGCCACUAUUUGGCUUCCUCCAGCACUACGCACCAAGUGUGGCGAACGAAGUACAGCGGGCUUAUGUCGGUGCUUCGCGCACUUACUUCGAGACUGGUUUCCGUCGAUAUAUCCGUAGUCUUGGGUGGUUGAAGACAAGAUCAGUUGAGAAAGUUGAAACGAUCGUCGAUGGGGUCGGAGAGUCUCUAUUAGACUCUAAAACGGACGCCGAAGUCGAUGUCGAGAGACUUGCUUAUGCUGAGAUAGAUGGCCCAGGUGUCGUUCUCGCGUACAUGGCCGACGACAAGUUACAUAAAGAACCAAUUGAAGCCAUUGUGCGAUCCCUCUUACUUGUUCUGAUGGACAACGCUACCGCCGAGUACACGUUUGUGACGUCGUUCUUCGUGUCAGAAGAGCGCCCGUCAGUCCACCAGAAAGACUCCAGUAGUUCCGUACGAUCUCCCUCCGCCGUUCUGUCACCUACGAACGCCGAAUUCGACGAGCUACGAUCAAACGCAGGAUCCGACUUGAACGCCCUUUCCAGGCGUCGGUUCAGCAGUAUCAACAACGCUAUGAAUGUACCGCAGAUGUCUGCGAAGGAGGAACAGGCGUCCUUGGCAGCAAUCUGGAAGCAGAUCAUGGACCCUGUGUUAGAAUACUGCCAGACAUUCAUCCGCACCGUUCUCGACCCCGUUCCUCCCGUGAUACCCCUUCUGACGAUGAUCCGUCUGACUGAAGAGGUGAUUGCGGAGGUGCAGAGGCGGGACUGCAGCCCCCUUGAGUCGUUCAUCUUUGGGAUCAGACUGCAGAUGUGGCCUGUAUAUCAGAAAGCGAUGGCGGAACAUAUAGAUGCGCUCAAGAAACUGGCUGAGGGUGUGACGACGGGCUACUUCCGUCGUGGAGUUGCAACGACUGAUGCCGGAGUGCACACUAUCUGUCAACGUUAUGUCGUGCUCUUCAAUUCGUUCAUUGUGCUGACGGAACACGCCGAAGAGACUAUGAUAUUCUCGAAUCUUCUCCGCUUGCGGCAAGAAUUGUCGAAGCUUAUCAUCACCCACACGGACAAGAUUCGUAACACCGUCGAUAAAGCUUCUGCCCAGGGAAAGCUAUAUGACGCGUUACUGCGAGGACUGAGCAGGGGCCCUCGUCCAACAAGCCAUCCUAAAGCACAGGGCGAGAUAGCUUAUUGGCGUGAAAGGGAGGAGGAAGCUCGACGACGCAUUGUUUCUACACAUCGACAAGGAUAA